AUGGCGGAGGAGAAAAAGGAGGGGCUGUCCAGGCUGGGGAUCUUCGCCGUCUCAUCACCCGAAGAUGUGCAGGACUUGUCCGACCUGACGGAGGAGACCGAUAGCGAGGACGAUUCAUCCAAGGUAUUCACCGUUCGGCGUGGGAUGCUGAUGGCGAGUUUGUAUCUGGCUCUGUAUCUCCCAACGCUCAACCAGACCAUCGUCUCAACUGCGCUCCCCAAGAUCUUAUCCGAGAUCAAUGUCCAUGGAUCCGACAUUGGAUACACAUGGAUAGGAUCCGCCUAUGCCCUGGCGCAGGCCAUGAUGUUGCCCCUGUUCGGGAAGUUGGCUAGGACUCCUGGGAGAAAAUGGGCACUCCUUGUUGCCAUGUCCGUUUUCAUGCUGGGAAGUGCUUUGUGCGGUGCAUCGGGCAACAUUGAAAUGAUGCUGGCAUCGAGAACGAUCCAGGGCCUUGGAGCCGGCGGUGUUAGUGGUUUGUGCUUUGUUCUUGUGAUGGAGUUGGUGCGGGUGAGGGGCGUUGGGAAAUACAGUGAGCUUAUCGCAGCUGCAUGGGCCAUCGUAGCAGCCAUAGGGCCUUUCCUCGGUGGUACCCUUUCAGAGAAGGCGAAUUGGCGUUGGUGCUUCUUCAUGAACGUACCAAUAAGCGUCAUAUGCGCCAUUACCAUCUGGGUGUUACUGCCAAGCGUUCAUACUGAUCCCGGCUUUCGUCGAGCUUUCAGAGCUUUUGACCUAUGUGGUGUCAUGAUCAUCGGAGUGGGAAAGGUGUUGGUCACGCUUGGGUUUCAGUGGGCCAUACAGAACGAGUCGUGGACCUCGCCGGAGGUUCUAACGACUCUGCUCGCGGGCGCUGGAGCCCUCGGAGCAUUCGUGCCCGUGGAAAUGUCUGCUUCCUCGCCAGUCGUCCCCUUCAGUUUCCUAAAGCACAGAACUAGGGUCGGCUCAUACGUGUCCACCUUCUUCCAUUCGAUCGCAUUCUCCGGACUCAACUACUGGCUGCCGCUGUACUUCCAAGCUGUCAAGCAGCAGUCUGCUUCUGAGAGUGGAAUAAGCAUGCUGGCGUGGACUCUUUCCUUCGCGAUCAUAAGCGCGGCGGCUGGAUUUGUAAUUAUUGCCAUGAAACGAUAUUUGGAGAUCAUUUGGUCAGGAUUCAUCCUCGCUUGCAUCGCGUGUGCUCUUUUGACGAUACUGAAUCCGCAAACUCCGAUGGCUAUCGUGGCAGUGUUACUAGCCGUUGCUGGCACUGGCUUCGGGCCUAACUUCAACUCUCCCCUCAUCCCGAUCCAUGCGUCGUUCGAUAUCUCUUUGGAGAACUACGAGUCGAUAUUAAUGCAGUCGACCGAGGCAUACACAUUCCUGAGGUCCUUAGGAUCAAGUAUCGGGAUCAGCGCCAGCGGACUGGUCUUUUUUGAAGAUCUCGCUCAGCACCAGCUACCGACCCUGAGUGUCUUCAACAUGACGCAGGCCAUCGAGAAUGCCCACAAUCUGACACUAGUGGAAGAAAGCGCCAAUGUGGAGGUGUUGCAUGGGGCAAUGCAGCAUGUCUUCAUUCAAGUAUGCGUCGUGAUGGGCAUCGGGCUAUCCCUUAGCUUCCUGAUCCGCCGGCACCCGUUCACGAGCAACACAGAAGGUGAUGAGGAAGAUGACGGUAUACGCGGUACGCCACGCGUAGACUCAUUUGGCAUUGAAGACGGUUGA
Molecule: messenger RNA, 1695 nt
Organism: Neoarthrinium moseri
Lineage: Eukaryota; Fungi; Ascomycota; Sordariomycetes; Amphisphaeriales; Apiosporaceae
Exons: 6
Coding region: 1-1695 (564 amino acids)
Biological process (GO): transmembrane transport
Molecular function (GO): transmembrane transporter activity
Source: RefSeq, a predicted model, not a curated record